Messenger RNA from Camelina sativa (false flax), 1083 nucleotides. NCBI's taxonomy places the organism in Eukaryota, Viridiplantae, Streptophyta, Magnoliopsida, Brassicales, Brassicaceae. The record is from RefSeq and is a predicted model, not a curated record.
AUGAUUCAGCAGAUGCUACUUGGACAAGCAAAUGGGCAGCUUGAGACAGCAAAGAAGUUGGCUGAGUUCAACCAGAGGCUGGAUUCUUCUUAUAAUGAUCUGAAUAUUAAGUUUGAGAGUUUGAAUUCUAAACUCAAGUUCAUGGAGAGCAACAUUGCUUCUACAUCAGCUCUUAAGCCAAACCAACUACCUGGUAAGGCUGUUCAAAAUCCCACGGAGUUCACAGUGAGGUUCAAGCUGGGGAGGAUUUGUCAAAAGACAAAGCUCAGAGUGAAGGUUUUACACAGCAAACAGAAAACGGAAUACAUCCCUCCUGCUUAUAAGCCUCCUCUACCAUUCCCAGGGCGUUUAAAGCUACAAAAACUGAAGGAACUCAGGGAAAUAAUUGAAAAGAAGGAAUUGACGGCUUUGAAAGAAGAGGUUCCCAUUCAGUACAAAGAAGAAGAGAGAGGACCUGCUUUGGAACAGUACUUUCAUUUCAACAAAUGCUUAUGUGACCUAGGAGCAUCUAUCAGUGUAAUGCCCUACUCCAUUGCACAGAAGUUUGGGCAUACUGACUUCAAGCCCAAUAACCUCUACCUGUGUCUAGCUGAUGAAUCACAUAAGGAUGUGGUUGGUAAGAUGGAAAAUUUCCCUGUGAAGAUAGGCAAGGCUAGAAUUCCUACUGAUUUCCUCAUUAUAGACAUGGAUAAUGAGUUGGAAGACCCUAUCAUCCUAGGAAGACCAUUCAUAGCCACUGAUGGAGCUAUAAUUGAUGUUAAGGAGGGAGGUCAGCCUUUUGUUCUUAAAGACAAGAGAGAUCAUGAGGUCUCAAGUGAAGUGGGAACUCCAAAAGCUAAGUUCUCUUCUGAUGAGGAUUUAGUUGAAAAGCUCAAGGGUUCAGUUCAAGAAUUGACUAGCUUGGUGAAGGAACUUCAGGUUCAGAUCAACAAGAGGUCCUUGAAGAAAGAAAGGCCAAGGUUCAAGCUUAAACAGAAACAAGGUUCAAGUUUAAAGGGUGAAGUGAUCAAGAAUCAGCUUCACAGUGAUCAAGUUACACCAGGGAGGAUCUCAUCACCUCAUUGGUCUCCAAACCAAGCCUGA